Glycine soja is the source of this 633-nucleotide messenger RNA. RefSeq names its product auxin-responsive protein SAUR23-like. The transcript has a single exon. Lineage: Eukaryota; Viridiplantae; Streptophyta; Magnoliopsida; Fabales; Fabaceae. Bases 229 to 477 code for a protein of 82 amino acids. Gene Ontology annotation, biological process: response to auxin. The record is from RefSeq and is a predicted model, not a curated record.
UUUGGACAGCGCCCUUCACGAAUCAUUUAUGUACCAAAUGGUAUGCCAAACUCCUCUCUUUAACUAUAUAUAAUAUAUAUAGACUCAUGGUUGCAGUUGCAGUCCCAAGCAACUGAAGCAAGUUAAGUCCAACCCAAGCAUUCUCUAAGCAUCUAAUACUUUCUAUUCAAUUCCUUUGAGCAAUUCAAGUCCAAGAAUUCUCUAAGCAUCAAAAAAGAAUUAAGCAUAAUGGGUUUCAGUUUGCGUGGUCUUCAAAGGCGUGUGGAUGUCCCAAAGGGCAGUGUAGCAGUGUAUGUAGGAGAAAGCCAAAAGAAGCGCUUUGUGGUUCCCAUAUCAUACUUGAACCAACCUUCAUUUCUUGAGUUGCUGAGUCAAGCUGAGCAAGAAUUUGGAUUUGAUCAUCCAAUGGGUGGCCUCACACUUCCUUACACAGAAGAAGUCUUCCUGGAUGUCACUUCUCGCUUGCACAGGCGAUAAGAUGCUCAAGAUAUAUGCAACUGUCAAUAUUUAUCAACUAAUUAAUUGUGUAGAAGUUACAAAAUCUUAUCAUGUAUACUUUUUGUUCUUCCGGAAAGAUGUACUCUAACAUAGAAUUCUAUGAAUACAAGAUUAACAGAGAGCCUUCUUUUAAUA